AUGGAUCAGAUGGAUGAUAAUUUGGAAGUACCCAACAUUGGCAAAAGUUGUACUAUUGCCAAUAAGGAUUUUCAAAACAGUCAUCUUGAAUUGGAUUCAACUGCUCAAUUGCAGGUCGAACCACCUAAAAUUGAUACAAGGACAACUGGAAAUCUUGUUGCAGAAGGGACUGAGAGAAAAAAGAAGACUAAAAAUAAAGAUGAACUUCAGUGCUUGGAACAAUCAGAUAUUAUGUCAAGUAAGAACUUGUCGAAUGUAAAUAAUGGACUAGAGAAUGAAGGUAUGCUAAACAAAAACGAGAGCACUGCUCAAGAAUCUGAUGUUGAGGUGACCGAGCAUCUCUCAUCAUCUAUUGUGAAGAAAGAUCACUUCUCAAAUGAUUCAUGUCUAUAUCUGGAAAUAGCAUCAGUUGCAUGUGUUAGGAGAAAACUUCUUGUCCUUGAUGUCAAUGGUCUACUUGCAGACAUUGUAAUGCCAGCACCAAAAGACUGUAUUGCGGAUGCAUAUAUCUGGGGACGGGCAGUAUUCAAGAGACCCUCCUGUGAUGAUUUUCUGAAGUUUUGCUUCGAGAAGUUUGAUGUGGGCAUAUGGUCAUCAAGAUCCAAGAAAAUUAUUGAGAACUUUGCCAAUUAUUUAUUGGGAGAUCUACAACACAAACUGCUGUUUUGUUGGGAUAUGUCGCAUACUGAUCCUAAUCUUCCUUGGGAGAAGGGAUAUUAUAAUGAAUCGAACACAUUAUUGUUGGAUGAUUCUCCUUACAAGGCCUUGCUCAAUCCUCUACACACUGCAAUUUUUCCACAUUCCUUCCAUUACCAGGAUAAAAGUGACAAUUCACUAGGUCCCGGAGGUGAUCUUCUAGUUUAUUUGGAAGAUAUGUUGAUGUGUGACGAUGUAAGGAAAUAUGUUGAGCAUCAUCCAUUCGGUCAAAGUGCUAUAGAUGCAACAAAUGUGUUUUGGAGAUUCUACUCUCGGGGAAUAUGGAAAAGGUGGAAGCAUUUAGACAUCGCUGAUUCAAGUAUAAAGAAUGACACGGUUGGACAUUACUUCGACAUAUUGCUGUUGAUGAUACUUGCAAACAUUGUCCGCCAUGAUCACUGGAACCCAAAAAAGCUAUUCUUUAAUACCAGGCACACAAGUCAUCACCCAAAUGAUUUGCACUGCUGUAACUAUCUUCCUGUAAAUGAAACUCCAGUAGAGUUUUAG
This is a messenger RNA of Fraxinus pennsylvanica, 1203 nucleotides long. Lineage: Eukaryota; Viridiplantae; Streptophyta; Magnoliopsida; Lamiales; Oleaceae. The record is from the annotation of a GenBank genome assembly.